Nothoprocta perdicaria is the source of this 1964-nucleotide messenger RNA. Its product is annotated as cytochrome P450 4B1. Bases 1 to 1524 code for a protein of 507 amino acids. The transcript is spliced from 12 exons. Gene Ontology annotation, molecular function: heme binding; oxidoreductase activity, acting on paired donors, with incorporation or reduction of molecular oxygen; monooxygenase activity. The record is from RefSeq and is a predicted model, not a curated record. NCBI's taxonomy places the organism in Eukaryota, Metazoa, Chordata, Aves, Tinamiformes, Tinamidae.
AUGAAGCCCUCCUGGCUCGGCGUGGACGUCGCCCGCGUCCUGCACCUGGCCGCCGUCUUCUGCCUCACGUGCGUGCUGCUCAAGGGCAUCCAGCUGCUGCACCGCAGGCGGGAGCUGCUCCGAGCCUUCGCCAAGUUCCCGGGGCCCCCCACCCACUGGCUCUUCGGACACGUCCAUGAGUUUUUGAAAGAGGAAGAGAUUCUGGACAAGUCAGAGGCAUGGGCACAGAAGUACUUAUAUGCCCACCCCAACUGGUUUGGGAGUUUCAUGGCUAUCCUGACUGUCUCAGACCCUGACUAUGCUAAAACUCUGUUUGCCAGAGCAGAUCCCAAGGACGACGUUAGUUAUAAACACCUUGUUCCAUGGAUUGGGAAUGGAUUACUGGUCUUACAUGGGCCAAAAUGGCACCAACACCGAAAACUUCUGACUCCGGGGUUUCAUUUUGACGUCUUGAAACCUUACGUGGCCCUGAUGGCAGAGUCUACUAAUGUGAUGCUGGAUAAGUGGGAACAGAUGAUCACAGACGGGAAACCUGUGGAGCUCUUUGAGCACGUCAGCUUGAUGACUCUCGAUAGCAUCAUGAAAUGUGCCUUCAGCUGCCACAGCAACUGCCAGACCAACAGGCAAAACAGCUACAUCCAGGCCGUGUACAGACUGUGCUACCUGGUGCACCAGAGACUCAGCAUCUUCCCCUACCACAACGACAUCAUUUACUGGCUCAGCCCCCAUGGUUACUGGUUCAGGAAGGCCUGCAAGCUCGCACACCAGCACACAGAUAAGGUGAUCAAAGAGCGAAAGGAGUCUCUUAAGGAUGAGCAGGAAUUUGAAAAGAUCCAGAAGAAAAGACAUUUGGACUUCCUGGACAUUCUGCUCUGUGCUAAAGACGAGAAUGGAUCUGGUCUCUCCGAUGAGGACCUCCGUGCCGAGGUGGACACGUUCAUGUUUGAGGGUCACGACACCACAGCCAGCGGGAUCUCCUGGCUCUUUUACUGCUUGGCGUCACACCCGGAGCACCAGACGCGGUGCAGGGAGGAGAUCCAGGGGAUUCUGGGAGACCGGGAUACACUUCGGUGGGAGGACCUGGGGAAGAUGACUUACACCACCAUGUGCAUCAAGGAGAGCCUUCGCCUGUACCCACCGGUGCCCGGCGUAGCCCGGCAGCUCAGCAAGCCCGUCACCUUCCACGACGGACGCUCCUUACCAGAAGGUGCUACUGUUGCAAUAAGCAUUUAUCUUAUUCACAGAAAUCCCAGCAUAUGGAAAGAUCCUUCGGUGUUUGAUCCUUUGCGGUUUUCUCCUGAGAAUGUGUCUGGCAGACAUUCCCAUGCCUUUUUGCCUUUUGCAGCUGGAUUAAGGAACUGCAUCGGACAGCAGUUUGCCAUGAAUGAGAUGAAGGUGGCUCUUGCACUGACCCUGCUGCGCUUCGAACUCUCCCCUGACACCUCCAACCUUCCCUGCAAGAUACCUCAUAUCAUCCUUCGUUCCAAAAAUGGGAUUCACCUGUACUUAAAGAAAAUCCACUGAUGCUGGAAAAAGGGCUCACUUUGUAUGGGGGAGGCAUCAUACCAACAAUGAGACAAUAUUUCAUCAGAGCAAAAAGGCAAGGCAGGAUUCAGGGAUCUGGAUUCCUAAUUUUUGUGCUUCCUCCACCAGCCUUAGAGCCCUUUUUGGCCUUGCAGCCUAUCACAAUCUUUUCGUUUGAUUUACAGUUUCUGCCAGUCUUUCCCUCACCAAACUCUGUCUUCACUCUCAUGUCUUCUCCAGGUCUUUCCCAUUGCCCUUCUACCUCCCUCGGUGCCUAGGCUGGAGCCUCUCAAAUUGCAUUUACUUCUAUGAGGCCUUACAAGAUCCGAUCUUGCUCUCUCUUUUGUAUCUGGUGGAUCUCUGUUUUGUUAAAAGCACUGAUUACAGUUUGGGCUCUUAACUUAUGAUCAGAUUUCAAAAUAUGAUGCCAUUUUUGUCUU